This is a messenger RNA of Paramecium pentaurelia, 1071 nucleotides long. NCBI's taxonomy places the organism in Eukaryota, Ciliophora, Oligohymenophorea, Peniculida, Parameciidae. The record is from the annotation of a GenBank genome assembly.
AUGCAAUAUCAGAUUCAAUAAAUUCGUUAACAUUUCAGCUCCAUUGAUCACAAAUUCCAUCCUGUCCCAGCAUUUGUUGUCACAAGACCUUUGUUUUCUUGUCGAUCCCUAUCUCCUUCCUUCUAUAAAUUACGCUCCAAGACUCCAAUAAGUCCAUUAUCCUACUCUUUAGUGAAAAUUAAUCCUACACCAAUAAGAGAAAAUAAGUUUACUUUCAGAGGCACAGAUUGCACUCCAAGCAGGGAAACUCCAAUCAAAAAACAAAAUGAGAUAAAAUUAACCAAAGUGAAUUAGACUCAUGAAAAAAUAAUGAGUGAAUCAUAAGAACGGUUCUAUCAACAGAAAAGACAAUCUAACAUAAAUAGUAAAAGUACAAAAAAGAUAUCUCAUUAAAAUUAAUCACCUAUACAAUUUAAAAUGUUUGACAUGCUAAAAGUAUAGAAAUAAGAAUAAUAACUAUUUACUUAAGAAAACUCUAAACCAUAUUAGGAAUCCAAAAACUAAUUAGAAUAUAUAGGUUAAAGUGAUUAAUUUCAAUAGUGUUAUGAAUAACCAAUAUCUAAUGAAGUUUUUAAUAUAUAUCAUAAGAAACAAGAUCAUAUUUAAUAAAAAAUAUUAGGUAAUCAAGAUAAUAAUGAUAUUGAAUAAGUAAUCAAGGAAUUGCCUGAAACAUCAAAUCCAGAAGAAACAUAAUCAUAAUAAUAAUCGAGAUUAAAAAUAUGGGCAUGUAACCCAAAUGAUUCCUAAAGUAAAAUCAUUGGUAGAAAAAGCAAUCAUAAAAGGAGUUCUAAGAAAAGUCCUUACAAAACUCCAAAAUCACCAAAAAAAUAACAUAUUAUUUAUUACAACCAGAUCUUUUUAUAUAAGCCUAGAGAGAAUAAUAAAUAAAAUAGCUCAAAACUAUCUUUCAAUUCUUCUUACAAGUAAAAUAGUCCUAGAAAACAAAGCAAAUAAAUUUCUUAUAUUCUCACUACUCCAAGUAAGAGAAAUACAAGAGCACCUUAAUAAUCAAAUGAGGAUGAUGAAAUUGAAAUCAUAAAUUUAGCUCCUGAAUUUUCUAAAUUAAUUUGA